CAAAGCGUCAGUUCAAAUACCGGGGUCUUCUCGAUCUGCAGUCGAAUGCCUCAAUCCUCGUUUGAUAGGAUUGCUAAUCUCAUUAAUGAAGCAUCUUUAACACUUUCAACUAGUGUUAAAGUAACUAAUUUGCUUCAAGUGAAAGAAUUGCUGAUACAUCGCGAAAGCUCAUUGUUGGACAGCUUUUUUGAAGAGGUUGUUAAAUUUCAACAUGAUCCCAAUUCGGAAGUUAAAAAAGCUGUUAUUGGCUUCAUCGAAGAAGCUUGUCGUGUUGAUACAGGUCUGCUGAAAAGAGCAGUAGGCUCAUUAUUCUAUAUCUUUUCUACAGCAAUACAACAAGAACCACCAUCUAUCAGUUUAUUAAAGCGUCUUAUGUCAUCAAUGAUCCCGAUCUAUCGUACUGCAUUAUCAUGUGCUGUUAAAAUUGGUAUCAUUGAUUCUGGUGUAGCAAUUGGCAGUGGAAUUGGAAUCACUGCCAAUUCAACAGCUGAUAUCGCCUUGGAAACAUUUCGUACUUUAGCUGAACUUAAAGAUGAACUUGUCCGAUUAAUGUUACCAAUGGAAGUAUCAGGAACAUCAAUUUUUGGUCAAUAUCAUUCUUCAGUCGUGCAUAAUGAUGUUAUACGAAUUCAAGCAAUUAGACUAAUUGAAAGUGUAAUUAUUUUACACUCUCGUCGACUACCCAACUCUGAAAUCCCACGUGCCAAUGAAGGUGACAUAUCCUUAGAUCAGAUACCAGCGCUUACAAAUACCCAAUUACAGUCUAUCUUAGAGGCGAGUACAGCCGCAUCAUCAGCUACUCUUCUUCCCGGUGUCUGUUUAGUUAGACCUCAUCGAUUAGCAGAGGAAGCUGAACGUUUAUUUGCAGGAUUAUCAAGUUGGCCGGUGCGUGGAAAGCCUAGUGUUACUCCAGGAUCAGUUACUUGCCCAGUAGUUGAAGCAGUAAUGGAUUCAUUAGUGAAUAUUGCAAAACAAAGACCACAAUUUAUGGAUCGUGUUGUACAAGCAUUUGAAACAGUUCAUGAAAAUAUUGAAAAUGGGGAGGCAAUAAAUGACAAUCAGCAUUUGUGUGAACUGUCAAACCAUGUAGUCAAUAAUACAGUAUCUAAUAACAGUCAAACGAGUAGUAUAUGUGAAACGCUUACACCAAGUACUUCCACCUCAGAGGAAGCAUGGAAACCAUUAAAUCAGAAACACAAAUUGAGAUCUAUAGAAUCCCUUUGUGAAGUUAUGCUUCUUGAUGGUAUUCCUACACCUUUCACCAAUGAGAACACGGAUUGUGUUGCCUGUAAACUAAGAAAUCACGUGCAAACUGAAACGGUAAUUAGGAUGGUUUGUGCAGCGUGCCCAGAAUUUCCUCGGCUUUGUUCAGCACAAUGUUUUCGAUGGUGGCACAAUGUUCAUUUACCGGCACUCCGUAAUAAACCAAGAACAAUAAUCGAAUCCGAACAAACCGGUACAACGACAAAGAAAUCAAAUAACCAAGUGAUGGUUUCAGAAUUCCAGGUACUUGACCAAUCAAGUGAAUUAAAAGCGCCUGAGAAAUCAGUCCCUCAACCUUGUACAGCAUCCGUACGUCGGCUUGUCGGAAAAAGAAAACGACGUAAAAGAUUCCUAUAUUCUAAUGCAAAAAGGAAAGUUAUACCAGUCUGGCCUAAAAGUAAAUCCCGUCGUCCACCGAAAAAAACGCUAUGCUAA
Trichobilharzia szidati is the source of this 1698-nucleotide messenger RNA. NCBI's taxonomy places the organism in Eukaryota, Metazoa, Platyhelminthes, Trematoda, Strigeidida, Schistosomatidae. The record is from the annotation of a GenBank genome assembly.